Molecule: messenger RNA, 421 nt
Organism: Lotus japonicus
Lineage: Eukaryota; Viridiplantae; Streptophyta; Magnoliopsida; Fabales; Fabaceae
Product: GDSL esterase/lipase At2g23540
Exons: 2
Coding region: 94-420 (108 amino acids)
Molecular function (GO): hydrolase activity, acting on ester bonds
Source: RefSeq, a predicted model, not a curated record
UACCAAAAGACUAUAAAUCAGUUGAAUGAAAAUGAAUGUGUGGAUUUGCCUAACAAGCUUGCACUUCAAUACAAUGCUCGAUUGAAGGAUUUGAUGGCUGAGCUGAACGACAAUCUCCCUGGAGCAACGUUUGUCGUAGCAAAUGUGUAUGAUUUGGUGAUGGAACUCAUAAAGAAUUAUGAUAAAUAUGGAUUCACAACAUCAAGCAAAGCAUGCUGCGGAAAUGGGGGUCAAUUUGCAGGGAUAGUUCCAUGUGGACCCACUUCAAGCAUAUGCACAGACAGGUACAAGCACGUGUUCUGGGAUCCUUACCAUCCCAGCGAAGCAGCGAACCUAAUCCUCGUUAAGCAGCUACUUGACGGAGACAAGAGAUACAUAUCUCCUAUCAAUCUUAGGCAACUGUGGGAUCUUUCAUCUUAAU